Dovyalis caffra is the source of this 1005-nucleotide messenger RNA. NCBI's taxonomy places the organism in Eukaryota, Viridiplantae, Streptophyta, Magnoliopsida, Malpighiales, Salicaceae. The record is from the annotation of a GenBank genome assembly.
AUGGGGUCGGAUUCGAACUCAGCAACAGCAUCAGCAUCGACAUCAACAUCAGCAUCAACACCAUCGACGCCAAAUGGGAAGCGAAGUAGAGAUCCUGAAGAUGAGAUCUAUCUUGACAAUCUCCGUUCUCACAAGCGUUACCUCAGUGAGAUAAUGGCAUCUAGUUUGAAUGGAUUAACAGUUGAAGACCCACUCCAGGACAAUCUUAUGGAAUCUCCUGCCAGGUCUGACACCAUGGCUUUUGUCAGGGAUGAAAUGUCCUUCCAAUAUUCACCAAUGUCAGAAGACUCUGAUGACUCUAGAUUUUGUGAGACCCCUAUAAAUGCUUGCUCGCCUCAAUCUGAAAGUCUACCCAGCAGUCCAGUUUCUCCAUAUAGGUACCAAAGACCACUUAUUGGGUUCUCUUCUGCUCCUUAUACCAGCUCAUUCCCUUCACAUGGCGGCACUGUCACCAGUGUCACUUCACAGCCUCGUCAACUAGGUUCAGAUUCUGAGGGCCGGUUCCCGUCAUCACCUAGUGACAUAUGCCACUCAGCUGACCUAAGGAGGGCUGCACUGCUGCGUUCUGUGCAGAUGAGAACACAACCUCCCGGUCCAUCAUCUUUUGAAUUGCCAUUUGGUUCAGGACACGAGCCUGGAUCUAACAUUGAAGUUGAAGAGCGACCAUGCUCAUAUAUGAAGUCCUUAGUUGAAGGGAGGGAGUAUCCGCUUGAGGAGUGUUCUUCAAUGAGCAUCUCAGAACCUGAAUUUAAUGAAGAGAAGGCGUGUCGGGUUUUGAAUAUGAACAUAAAAGGGAAUGAUCCUGGAGCUAAGGCCAGUGCUGCUGUAAUCUCUGAUACUACAGCUGAAGCCUGGGUUGUCGAGCUGUCCAGUUGUCAUGGAUAUACGUUUGAAUUUGCGAUGUCUCGGAAGUGUGAUGUUCUGUUUGGCCAUACUCUUUGCGGGUUCUGUAUGGAUUUGAGAUCUCAAUUCAAUGGAAAAGAGGUCCAGCGGAUAGUAUCAUAG